Molecule: messenger RNA, 5001 nt
Organism: Urocitellus parryii (Arctic ground squirrel)
Lineage: Eukaryota; Metazoa; Chordata; Mammalia; Rodentia; Sciuridae
Gene: Tcof1
Product: treacle ribosome biogenesis factor 1
Biological process (GO): nucleolar large rRNA transcription by RNA polymerase I
Cellular component (GO): nucleolus
Molecular function (GO): scaffold protein binding; RNA binding
Source: RefSeq, a predicted model, not a curated record
GCGUGCAGGUGAGCCGGCUGGCCCGGGUCGCGGGCAUGGCUGAAGCCAGGAAGCGGCAGGAGCUGCUUCCCCUGAUCUACCAGCAUCUGGUGCAGGCCGGAUACGUGCGCGCGGCGCGGGCAGUGAAGGAGCAGAGCAGCCAGAAAAAAUUCCCGGUUCAGCCUUUCACACUUCUGGACAUCUAUACACACUGGCAACUGACUUCAGAGCUUGGCCGGAAGCGGAAGGCAGAGAAAGAUGCAGCCCUGCAAGCCAAGAAGACCCGAGUGUCAGACCCUGUCAGUAGUUCAGAGAGCUCAGAAGAGGAGGAGGAUGAGGCAGAAGCUGAAACUGUCAAAGCCACACCUAGACUUGCAUCUACCAAUGUCUCUGCUGUGGGGGCACAUUUGCCAUCAAGCAUGAAAGAGAAGGCCAAGGCAAAGACCAAGAAAGCAGGCAAGACUGUGAACUCUGUGCCACAUCCUCCCUCGGCAAAGGCAGUGGUCCAUCUCCUCUCUGGAAAGUCACCCAAGAAGUCAACAGAGCCCUCAACAAAUACCACCUUGGUCUCAGAAACAGAGGAGGAGAGCAGUGUCCCUGGCCACAGAGCCGCUGCCAAGCCUGGGACAGUGUCAGCCGGUCCAGCUGACAGCUCCAGUGAGGACACCUCCAGCUCCAGCGAUGAGACAGAUAUGGAGGUGGAAACCUCGGGAAAACCAGCCCAGGUCAAAGCCUCACCAGCUGCCCCCAAGGAGUCUCCAGCAAAAAGGGCAGCCCCAAGGCCUGGGAAGAUGGGGGAUGUGACACCCCAGGUCAGAGAAAGUGUCCUGACCCCAGCCCAGGGGGCCAAGAAGCCAAAAGAGGAGUUGGAGAGCAGUGAGGAGUCAUCUGAGAGUGAUGAAGAGGUCCCUGCAGGGACACCCAACCAGGUAAAGGCCACUGAGAAAUCCCUCCAGGCUAGAGCUGCCCCAGCCUCUGCCAAGGGGAUCCCCGGGAAAGGGGCCACUACAGUAACCCCAGGGAAGGCAGGGCCUGUUGCUACCCAGACUAAGGUGGGGAAACCGAAGGAGGAGUCGGAGAGCAGCAGUGAGGAGGAGUCUGACAGCGAGGAGGACAACCCAGCCGCCACUGCCCUUCUUCAGGUACAGCCGAGGAGGGACACCUGUCAAUCUGGGCUCUCCCGAAGGUUUCCAGGGACUUAUUCUCCUACCCUGUGCUGGGCUCCAGCCAUACCUUCUUGCCCUGUGGUGUCACUGGCCUGUCAGUUCUUCCGUGUACACACCCACACCCUGACUCUCCCCACCACUGUCUCACUGCAGGCAAAGCCCUCAGAGAAGAGUCCUCAGAUCAGGGCUGUCUCAACCCCUGCCAAGGAGUCUCCCAGGAAAGGGGCCCCUCCAGUGCCUCCUGGGAAAACAGGGCCUGCUGCCAUCCAGGCUUCGGCAGUGAAGCCAGAGGAGGACUCAGACAGCAGCAGUGAGGAUUCGGACAGUGAGAGGACACCAGUAGCCAUGACCGUUACCGUGAACCCUACUCAGGCAAAGUCCCUGGGGAAAAACCUCCAGAUGAAACCUGCCUCGAGUGUGGUUCAGGGACCUCUAGGGAAAGGCCUAAGCCCGGUAGUCCCUGCAGCCCAGGUGAAGAAGGUGGAGAAGGCUUCGGAGAGCAGCAGUGAGGAGUCGGACAGUGAGGAGGAAGCCCCACCAGCGACCUUGGCCCAGGCCAAGCUCUCCGGGAAAACCACCCCGGUCAGACCUGCCUCGGGUUCUGCCAAGGGACACUUGGGGAAAGUAGCUGCCCCAGCGCCCCCACAGAAGGCAGGGCCUGGGGUCAGCCAGGUCAAGGCUGAAAGGUCCAAGGAAGACUCCGAGAGCAGCGAGACAUCUUCUGACAGUGAGGAAGAGGCAUCGGCAGCUGUGACUCCAGCCCAGGCAAAACCAGCUUUGAAAACUCCUCAGACCAAGGCUUCCCCCAAGAAAGGCACUCCCAUUACCCCUGUAUCUUCCAAGAUCCCCCCAGUGCACGUGGGCACCCCAGCUCCCUGGAAAGCAGGAACCAUGACUUCUUCCUCAUCCCCAGCUGUGGCCUUGAGUACCCAGAAGCCAGAGGAGGAUUCCUCUUCGAGCAGUGAAGAGGAGUCGGAGGAGGAGGGGGAGUCUGCUUGUGCAGCAGCCGUGGCACAGGUGAAGUCUGUGGGGAAAGGCCUCCAAGCGAGAGCUGCCUUGGUACCCACCAAAGCGCCCUCCGGGCAAGGAACUGCCCCAGCUCCCCCUCGGAAGACAGGGCCUUCAGUUUCCCAGGUUAGAGCUCAGGAUUCUGAAGACUCUGAGAGCAGUGAGGAAGAGUCCGACAGUGAGGAGGAGGCUGCCACUCCAGCACCGGUGAAGGCCUUGGGGAACACCGUUCAGGCCAAAGCCAGCCCAGCUCCCAUUAGAGCGUCUUCAGCCAAAGGCACGUCAGCCCCCGGAAAAGUGCUUACUGCAGUUACUCCAGCCAAACAGGGGUCCCCGGCCAAGGGGAAGCCAUCAGUGAGAACCCCCCAGAACAGCACCRUCACAAUGAAGGGCCAGGCAUCUGUGGCCACCACGGGAAAGGCAGUAGCCGGAGCAGCCCAGACCCAGAAGGGGUCCGUUGGCAGGGCAGAGGAGGAGGACUCAGAGAGCAGCGAGGAGGAAUCAGACAGUGAGGAGGAGGAGGUGGCACCAGCACAGGCGAAGCCCUUGGAAAAUAAACUCCAGGUCAGGAAUGCCUCAGGCCCUGCCAAGGGUUCCCCCAUGAAAGGGGCUCCUCCAGCUCCCCCUAAGUCUGCACCCGCCCAGGCCCCACUGGGGAAGCAGGAGGAUGAUUCAGACAGCAGCAGCGAGGAGUCCGAUAGUGAGGGAGAGACACCAGCAGCCGUGACCCCGGCCCAGAAGGAUGGUACCUCCAAGACUGCCAGAGGCAAGGCCCUGACCUCAGGACCCGCUGAGAAUGCAGAGGUGUCCUCAGACAGCAGUGGCGAAGAGCUGCCAUCAAGCCAGGUGAUUAAACCCCCUCUGAUUUUUGUCGACCCUAAUCGUAGUCCAGCUGGCCCACCUGCUACUCCUGCACAGGCCCAAGCUUCGAACACCCUGAGGAAGGCCCGGGUCUCAGAUGGCACUGCCCGGCACUCCUCCUCCGAGAGCGAGGAUGAAGACCUGAUCCCCGCCACACAGUCCUCCACUCCUGCUAUUAAGACCAAUGUGAUUGUGCCCACUGCCCAUGCACGGACGACUCCCAGAGCCAACAGCAGGGAGGAGUCCAGUCGGACAUCGGAAGGCAAGAAACAGGAGGCAGCAGCCACUCAGGUGGCAAAGCGGAACUCAGCUUCCCUCCCGCUGACACAGGCCGCCCUGAAAGUCCUCGCCCACAAAGCAAAUGAAGCCCAGCCUCCUGCCAGGACCCAGUCUUCAAGUGAGGUUGACAGUGCUGUGGGAGCACUCACUGUGACUCAUCCCCAGAGCUCCCCUGUCCAGAACAGAGUGAACAACAAGCUCAAACAACCCAAGCCUCCUGCAGGCCAGCAGGCCAYAGCCACACCCUCGGGCCUCUCCAAAGCCAAAGCCCCUGGGGGCUCAGACGACAGCGAGGACAGCAGCGACAGCUCUUCAGGGAGCGAGGACACUAGGGGACCUCAGACAGCCAAGUCAAUCCCCAGGCUAGGUCCAACCCCUUCUAAGAAGGAGACUUUGGUGGAGGAGACUACAGAAGAGUCCAGCGAGGAUGAAGUGGUGGCCCCUUCCCAGUCUCUCCUCUCAGGUUAUGUGACCCCGGGGCUGACCCUGGCCAAUUCCCAGGCUUCAAAGGUGACUCCAAAGCCAGACUCCAGCCCCUUGGUUUCCUCUGCUCUGGCAAAAAAAGAUGACCCAGAGGGCAAACUGGAGUCUCAGCAGGCAGCCACUGUUUCCCUUAAAACAGGUAAAAAGGAAGCCACCUCAGGUGCCACCUCUGAGAAGCCCAGGAAGGAAGCCCCGAGCUCCACAGACUCCACACAGGGACUGCAGAGCAACAUUGCCCAGCACUUCCAGGGGGCGCCCUGGCCCCUGAGUGAGGCCCAGGUGCAGGCCUCAGUGAUGAAGGUCCUGAAGGAGCUACUAGAGCAGGAAAGGAAGAAAGCCACAGAUGCCGCCAAGGACAGCAGCCGGAAAGGCCGGAAACGGAAGCUGUCAGGAGACCAGUCAGCCACCAGAGCCCCCAAGAGCAAAAAGAAGAAGCAGCUAGUGUCCGAGGAAGGCGGGGAGAGUGCCGUUUCUUCAGAAAAGGCCUCCAGGACUUCCAAAGGGAAAAAGAGAGACAGAGCAAGUGGCAACACAAAGGAGAAGAAGGGGAAGGGACCUUCCGGCUCCCAUGGGGCCAGGGACCAGCCAGAAGGGGAGCUGGGGAUGGUGAAGGUUGAGGGUGGAGAUCAAAGUGACCCAAAAAGCAAAAAAGAGAAGAAGAAAUCUGAUAAAAGUAAAAAAGACAAGGACAAAAAGGAAAAAAAGAAGAAAGCAAAAAAGGCCUCAACCAAAGACCCUGACUCACUGCUUCAGAAGAAAAAGAAGAAAAAGAAGAAGACCGCAGAGCAGACUGUGUGAGAGGCCAGGCACAAGACAGGGAGUUCUUAACGGAGUAUUGACCAUCUCCAGGCCUCUGACCUCUGCCUACCCUGGCUUGAGACUGGAUUUAUAACUUCUCCCUCUGCAGAAGAUGGCCAGUGCAGGGUCCCCAUGCUGGCCAAGUCUGUGAGCCUGCURGAAGCCUGGUCUGAGGAGGAGGGAGCCCAGCUCCUGGGACCUUGCCCCACUGAUCCCAGCACAGAGCGCUUCACAUAGAUGUGUACAGUAUAUAUAUUUUUUUAAGUGACCUGUCUCCCCCCUUUAAAUCUAACAUGCCCAAGGGCUGGACUUUCCACCGCUUCACUCUGCAGACCCAGUGAGGCCAAGUGUGUGCUCAUCCAUGCACUUGGUCUCUGGCUGAUCCCAAGCCUUUGUCCUCUUUUUGUCUAUUCUUCUGGUUGUGGCU